GUUCUCUGUUAUAUACUAUGAUAGGAAAUUAAUUUUGGGGGAAUGUAUGUUUCAUUUUAUUGGGUGAGGACAUAUGAAACACGUGUCUGGUCUCUAAUGUGUAAAGUGCAUAUUCCUGUCAGUAAAAUAUAAUACUCCUUGUUAGUUCAUGAUUGUAUUUUUAAAAACUACAAAAUUACUCAAGGCGCAAGGCGCUCUGGUGACGUCAUAUCAAAUGGUCCUUGUUCUGUAAAGCGCGGAUUUUGAAAGCAGGAGUUUCCCUUUAGUACAGUAGGCAGUUCUUGUCGAAGUUAUAUUACAUAAUUUGACAUGGCAGGGUUACACAUAUAAACUGCGUGUGUGUGUUAAGUGUGUUUCUUUGUAUUUGUACAUGUUUUGGUUUUCGAGGCUAAUAGUGACGCCAUCAAGCCGCGAUGUUUGUAACAUUAGCUAACGUUAACUGCAACUUCACGGGUGAAGAAGCCUCCUGAAAAUGCAAUAAGUUGUGUAUGACUCAUUGCUUGUAAGAUAAGCCUACUGUUGGGCGAACUCGGAUAGUUUUUUUCAGUAAUGUUAAACGCAUUUAGUUUAGUUUAGUUAUUGCUAAUACUAGCAAGACAACUUUAGCCAACAAGCUAACAUGAGAGAGUGACAGAAGACGGCUAACUACUCGACCAACUAACUGCUUUAAUUACACAUCUGUGAUGGAGGACAACUCAUCUUCUUCUUCAGUGGUGAGUGGUGUCACUCAAGCGUCUUUCCUCCAGAAGACUUUGGAGCGGUUAUCAUCUACACAGAACUUGAAACUGAAAACUGAGGAGGCAGGUCCUGUCGCUGUCAUCGCACUUCAGAGAUACCUAUCCGAGCAAACCGAAGGGCAGCAGCUCGACAGCUACAGCUACGAUGUGACAGUCACAGAUGGAGUCUGGCGAGCUAAAUGCUUCCUUCACCCCAGUUUGAAUCAUCUGGUGCACAGCAACAGCCUAAAGACCGGGUCUGACAUCAGCAUCACGCAGUGCUCCUUUGUUUACAACGAAAGGAGGCUGGGACAUGGCUACAUCUGCAUUGAACAGCUCAGAUGUGCUGCAAAAAGAUCUGCUGUGCUGGCUCGUGUAAACACUGUCAGUUCACUGCCCAUGCUGGUCAAGCAGGGAAUGGAGAGGAGCGUGGUCCUGCAAAGUGAUGUCCCCCUUCAGGUGAGCCGCAAACAUUACCUGUCACUGUGGAACAACGACGACCCAGAGGGCGACAUCUGGAUGUCAGGAUCCCCUUCAGCUGAUACUGUGCUGGACGUGUCCAAGGUUACACUUCUUUCUAGCCUGGACUCAUCCUUCAAAAACACGUGGAAGCCCCUCCCUCUCCUGGUGAAAAUCAUACACAAAUCCAGGUUAAGGUAUUAUGGAAAGUUUGGCCUCAAGAUUGAUUACCCAUACCAGGCAUACUUUGAAGUUGCUGACCAGAGUGGCACAAUGUCCCUUGUGCUUUGGAACGAACUUUGUCCCGAGUUUUACCAGCGACUGAAUGUUGGCACAGUGUUGUACCUCCAAAAUUACACUCUGAAACAGAGUUAUUCAAACCGGUCACGCCCCCAAAUGGACCACCACAGAAUGAAGACCUUUAACUCUGUCGAAAUCUGCCUGAACCCUCGCAACCCAGCUUCAGUCAUCACCGUGGUCUCACCAAAGAGCAUACUUCCUCAAUGGGGACUGCCUGACAUUUCCUACCAGUUCACUGCUCGGUCAGAGUUGGAGAAGCUGGCCAACAAUUCAGCAUGUGACAUAAUUGGUUUGGUGACAUUUGUUGGCCGUGUUGAAAGAGUGAAGAGUAAAGGGAAAGGUCCAGAAAAGUUCUGGACGUAUCGCUGGGUGCAUGCAGUGGAUGGAACAUCUGACCAUCCUUUUAUUCUGGAGCUUUUUUCCACUUCUCAAGCAGAAAUCUUCAGUCAUAUUUGUCCGAUGACCUACCUGGUUUGCACUCAGAUGAGGGUUUGUCAUGUGGAAGGCUCGUUGCCGUACCUCACAAGCAGCUGUGAGACUGAGACGUUCAUCACAGGUUACCAUAAAGGUCAGCCGUAUGUGAAUGACCCCAGAGUGAAGAGCUUCAUCCAGUGGACCAAGACUCUGAAGGACAAUGUUGUCCUCCAGAAAACAGCUGUUGGUGGCUAUUACCGCUACCCUCGCCCCCCAGCGAUGUUUACACAGUCAAUGGCUGAUGCUCAAGUUCCUCUGGUCGCUGCAGCUGAUUUGAAGAGAGAGUUAGAAACCCUGCAGUACAGAGAACACAAGAAACUCGCAAUCCAAGGUCAGAUCGCAGUAGUGCAGUACAUGGAAACCCCAAAGACUCCAGAGCCACAAGGACUAAAAGACAAAGAGGUGCCCAGUGCUUCCACUGAUGUGUGUGAUCAAACUGUGACGUACCCCAGUCAUUCCUCAACAGCAAAGCAGACUUUAGUGGAGAGUUCAACGUCUCACUGUAUUGACAGCAGCUCCGAGAGCAGAAGGAAAAGAAGAAUUCAAAUGAGUAAAACCACACAAUCCUCCUUGAAUUGCGGUAACAUUCCAGCUAAAAGGAACGCUGGACGUAAAAAUACAGACGAGGGUGAAGAGCAGGCGGAAGAAGAGAGCAACUCUGCAUUUGAGGAAGUUCAACAAGUGGGACUCAGUCUGGAAGGUGAAAAUCCACAUUCAGACUCUAACGAUUUAUCAUGGGAAAGCAGCAGCUGGGCGAAGCAACAACAAGAAGUGUCCGAGCAUUUGUGUCAAGGCGGUCUGUGGCAGGACAGCAUCUGUCGGAGGUUCACGCUUGAUGAGAAGAACGUCCUGCUGCAGUGGAGUAACCUUCAGCCAACACGGUGGACACCACUGCGGACUGCUGACGCUCUCUCUCCUGUGCUUUGUCCAGGAUACUACCAUGUAACAAUAUUAGGCAUUAACAAGCAGAUAGCUGUUGAUGCUGUGUAUAUUCCUGUUGUUAGCUCCAGCGAGCCACAGGCUGUGGGCCUUCCUCAGGAUCCACAUGGCAACACCAUGCUGUCCUGCCUUUCAUCUGGUUUCCUCUGUCCUCUCAGCAACACUGCCAACAACAGUGAAGAGACUCUUUCCAGUCCAGAGGAAAUCUUGGCAACUGCCAGUGAGCUUGAAGACACACAUGUCGUGUGCAUCCUUGACCUUUGUCACCUGGGGGGAGAUAAGGUGGAAGUCAUGAUCAGCAAGGUGUACAGGUUGACGGAGGUUUCUCUUGACUAGAAGGUACACGAGAGCAAGCGCGGCAUGUAAAUAUCAGCAUUAAUCAUGUAACUUAACAGUUAUUUAAAAUAGAAGGAGCAAUAGAAAGAGAUUCCCUGUUAUAUGUACAUUGAAUGUUAAAUAAUUUAUAACAUUUUUUUAAAUUACUUUAAGUGUAUAUUUUUACCAUUAAAACAUUUCCACAGGGAACAACUUUGUGGUGUGAAAAUGAAAAUGUGGCUUUAUUUUAUUUUUUAAUUUUUUUUGCACCAAGAACUCAAAGCUGAUGAGAAAUAUCCCUCCUGAUGGAUAACUUUCUAAGUAAAACUCAGAAUAACAUGCAUAUGUUUAAAAAUAUUUAUUUUGAAAUAUUUCACAAUAAUCAGGUUGAUUUAUUUUUUAUAAAUAUUUCAGUAUCAUUAUUAAUAUCAAGAUAUUUUCGAAUGUAAACGCAAUUUUCAAAUUUCUUUUAAAACAAUGUUAACAGUAUCUUUUAAAGCUUAUUUUGAUGGUAAAUACAGAAAGAAAACGAGCCAUACAAGUGACUGUGCAACACCAACUCGAACGCAAAAUAAGCCUCACCUCCUCUAAUAAGACACUUCAUCUGUUACAAAAUUACUUUAAUUUUAAAAUCAUGUAACAUACAUAUGUAAUCUAUUAGACAUAUAAAAUAAACAACUAUGUAGCCUAAAGUUUUGUUUUUUGUUUUUGCUUUUUUACAUUCUAUUAUACAAUAUAUUCAAUGUUAGUUUCUGCACUGAAACUGCAGAAAUGGCUGAAUACCAGGUUUAUUUUGUUCAUGUCCUGGCAAAUCUCACACAGAAAGCAUUGACCUGACUGCCCACUCUCACACUGAGGGUGUCAGUCAUUAUUUUACAGAUCAGAAAAAAAAGGAAAUUACAAGUUAAAUGUGAUUAAAUUCACAUACCUUCAAAAACAGUGACACUCAAUGACAACCUCCAGGAGGAAGAAGAGCAUUGUGAAAGGUGCAGACAUCAAAAUAAAAGGUAACUACUGUUGGGGAAAGCAUUAAAACUUGACUACAAAGAACAACAGUACUGACUGAGUGGAUGGAUUAUUUACAACUUCAACGAAGCAAUACACACCUACAAGGAAAAGAAAAAAAACAAA
This is a messenger RNA of Oreochromis niloticus (Nile tilapia), 4334 nucleotides long. RefSeq names its product RPA1 related single stranded DNA binding protein (gene radx). Lineage: Eukaryota; Metazoa; Chordata; Actinopteri; Cichliformes; Cichlidae. The coding region runs from base 684 to 3224 and encodes 846 amino acids. The transcript has 15 exons. The record is from RefSeq and is a predicted model, not a curated record. Gene Ontology annotation, molecular function: single-stranded DNA binding.